Molecule: messenger RNA, 664 nt
Organism: Megalobrama amblycephala (Wuchang bream)
Lineage: Eukaryota; Metazoa; Chordata; Actinopteri; Cypriniformes; Xenocyprididae
Gene: tmem238a
Product: transmembrane protein 238a
Exons: 1
Coding region: 10-342 (110 amino acids)
Source: RefSeq, a predicted model, not a curated record
AGACACGUGAUGAUGUCUGGUGCUGACCGUGUCGGACUGACCCACUGUAAGUUUGUGCUGGUGUUCGCAGUCCUCAUGGAUCUUCUCGGUGUGUCCACCCUCUUGAUCGGCGUCUUCGUCCCUCUUGAAAUCGGCGGUCGUGACUUUAGUGAUCUGUUGGUGUACUCUGGAGCUGUGCUGGUGUUGAUGUCUAUGGGGGCUUGGAUCAUGUGGUACAGUGGGAAUAUUGAUGGUUUAAUACCAGAGAAGGAGAUGACACCCAAACGCAAUGCUGUGGACCGGCUCGCUCGCACCCUCAGUCGGCGCGUACGGAGACCGCACCGCAGCCACAGCACCUCCUGACCUCGGGGCAUGACGGAGAGCACAUACACAGGGCUGCUGGGACACCACACUUGAGCCUAAAAUCUCAGCUGGAAAAGGAGGAAAUGACUUUUACAAGUAUGAAGGGUGACAGAUGUGUUACAACGUGGUGUUUGCAACUACUACUACCACAAAACAAGUAUGAAAUUGCAGUUAUUUUGUAGAUCCUGUACUGUAGUGCAAUAUGUACAACUCACAAAAUGUAUUAAAAAUGCUUGUGCACAAUUUAGAACAAAGAGUGAAAACUGUUUCUACUGUUUUUCUAUUUCUGUAUUUCUUUUUGCAAUAAAACUUUUUGAAUGCA